AUGGAUGAAAAAAUCUCUAGCUUGAUUGGCUUACAGACAAGCAGCAAGUUUUACAAAGUUGAAUCAGGUUUGAUGACCUUAUUGAGAAACUGUUUGGAGUCUGAAACUGAGAAUUCAAAAUCCAUUUUGUCCGGUUAUGUUGAUAAUUUCCAGAGCCUUGAUUCUGAGGAUGCUGGAUGGGGUUGUGGAUGGCGUAACAUUCAAAUGCUUAGCUCUCAUUUGCUAGCUCGGAGGCCGGAAGCAAGAGAGGUUUUGUUUGGUGGUUUGGGGUUUGUUCCUGAUAUCCCGUUGUUGCAGAUAUGGCUUGAGGUUGCUUGGGAAAAGGGUUUUGAUGCACCAGGAGCUGCUCAACUUGAUCAUGUUGUUUAUGGUUCGAAAAAAUGGAUAGGGACUACUGAAUGUGCUGCUCUCUUGCGUUCUUUUACUCUUCGCGCAAGAGUAGUGGAUUUUGGAUCCUGCUCAUACUUGGAAUAUUUUUUCCAUCAUAGAGUAUGA
This is a messenger RNA of Vicia faba (fava bean), 495 nucleotides long. Lineage: Eukaryota; Viridiplantae; Streptophyta; Magnoliopsida; Fabales; Fabaceae. The record is from the annotation of a GenBank genome assembly.